AUGUCGUCCUUCCCCUUUGCCGCGGGCAUUGUAGCGCAUUCUCUUCCAGUUCCACCGGUCCGGUCGCCACCAGCAGCUAUCAGCCAUUCGAGAGGCCCUUCGAUCGAAGAACUCGACUCUAUCAAAUUGGCAGACCAUGGCAGUCUCGCACGAAAGGAAUACGAUGGCGAUUCAGGAUCGAUUGAGAUGCCGACCACACCAAAAUGCGCCAAGCAAGCUUUUGACGUGCAAACACCGACCACUCCUGGAGAGCUCGAAGCCAGCCAACCACCAACACCAAAGCGAGGCACGGCCACAAGCGCUCUACCGUCCUAUCGAUACCCUCGAAUGAACAGAUGGAGAGUGCUCUGUGCGUGCCUCAUUUAUUUCGGCAAUGGUAUGAGCGACAGUGCAGCUGGAGCUCUUAUUCCCUACAUCGAGGAUUUUUACCACAUUGGCUACGCUGUUGUGUCAAUGAUCUGGAUUGCGAACGCCGUUGGCUACAUUUCCAGCGCCUUCGUCACGGAAUGGGUGUUGACGCGUUGUGGUCGAGCACGAACGUUGAUGAUUGCCGAGGCUUUCAUGAUUGGAGCAUAUGUGGUAGUCACUUGUGCUCCUCCAUUCCCGGUAGUUGUGGUGGCCUUCUUCUUCAUGGGUUUCGGCAAUGCCACAAAUCUGGCUCUCAACAACGUCUUCUGCGCGAAUCUUGCAGACUCGACCGUGAUCCUCGGGGCCGCUCAUGGCUCCUAUGGCGUGGGCGGUAUCGUGGCGCCGAUUGCAGCAACCGCAAUGGUUUCAAAUGGCGUUUUCUGGGCUCGCUUCUAUCUUGUCACGAUUGGCAUCCGCAUCCUCUGCUUUUUCUUCGCCGGCUGGUCGUUCUGGUCUUACGAGUCGGAACCCACUUCGAACUUCAAUUCUGACCUGCAACAACUUGCGGACAAGCAAGCUGACGAGCAGGAAGGCCAAAGCAGUAAAAUGGAGCUCCUGAAGAAGGCACUGAAGAACAAGACCACGCUCAUCGGAGCUCUCUUUAUCUUCGCUUACCAAGGUGCAGAAGUCGCAGAGUCAGGGUGGUUCAUCUCAUACUUGAUCAAUUAUCGACACGGAGAUCCAGCGAAGGUCGGCUAUGUAACCUCUGGCUUCUGGGCAGGCAUCACAAUUGGCCGCUUCACUUUGACACAUCUCGCGCAUCGGGUUGGUGAGAGACGAUUCGUCUUUGCCACGAGCGUGGGAGUCAUCAUUUUUCAGCUUCUGUCCUGGCUGAUUCCCAAUAUCAUCGGCAAUGCAGUUUCUGUAGCCGUGCUCGGUCUGCUACUAGGACCUGUUUACCCGGCAGCCGCGACAGUCUUCACCAAGCUAUUACCGAGAAGGCUGCAAACGAUCGCUAUCGGGUUCAUCUCCAGCGCUGGAAGCAGUGGAGGCGCUGUGGUGCCAUUCUUGACUGGUCUCAUUGCGCAGGGAAGUGGGACGUGGGUGCUGCAUCCUGUAUGCAUUGGAGCUUACGUUGGCAUGCUCAUAUGUUGGGCGGUGCUCCCCAGAGUGAAGAAGCCGACUUCUUGAACAGUGGUUGUUAUGCGAGGUGAAGGGAGCUACU
Messenger RNA from Cercospora beticola, 1573 nucleotides. RefSeq lists its product as uncharacterized. Gene Ontology annotation, cellular component: membrane. Gene Ontology annotation, biological process: transmembrane transport. NCBI's taxonomy places the organism in Eukaryota, Fungi, Ascomycota, Dothideomycetes, Mycosphaerellales, Mycosphaerellaceae. Gene Ontology annotation, molecular function: transmembrane transporter activity. The record is from RefSeq and is a predicted model, not a curated record.